This is a messenger RNA of Fusarium verticillioides 7600, 141 nucleotides long. RefSeq lists its product as hypothetical. The coding region runs from base 1 to 141 and encodes 46 amino acids. NCBI's taxonomy places the organism in Eukaryota, Fungi, Ascomycota, Sordariomycetes, Hypocreales, Nectriaceae. The transcript has 2 exons. The record is from RefSeq and is a predicted model, not a curated record.
AUGACCUACGGGCUCCUUUGCAUUGACAUCGACAACUCCGCUAGUAACUCUGAGAACCUCUCAAUUCUCAAACUGACAAACUGUCAAACUGUCCAUGAUGAGCGCGGCUCUGCCUCUCAAAAACAGGCCCCCAUUAAUUGA